AUGCGUAAACCCCUUAUGCGCAUUCCUUACACGGAACUCCUGGCCCCUCCCACAGUCCGGCCUACCAAUGCAAACACCAUCCCCGGUGCUGUCGCGGCCCUCCAGAAUUUCUUCACGGCUCCGCCUCCUAGAGGCCUGCCGAGGUCGACCGUCGUUCUGACUGGGGCCGGCCUCUCGGUAUCCAGUGGCCUCGCCGACUACCGAGGCGUCAAUGGCACAUAUCGUGUGAACAAGACGUACCGCCCCAUCUACUACCACGAGUUUAUCGCAAAUCACGAAGCCCGGAAAAGGUAUUGGGCACGUAGUUUCUUGGGCUGGACGUCACUUCACAAAGCGUCACCCAAUCGCGGUCACUAUGCGAUCCGAGACCUGGGGCAACUGGGGUUGAUCAGGAGCGUCGUCACGCAAAACGUCGACUCGUUUCACUCAAAAGCGCAUCCUGACAUUCCUACCCUGGAGUUGCAUGGCUAUCUGAGAUCCACCGUCUGCGUCACCUGCAGGCAUGAAUAUCCCAGAGACGUCUUCCAGGACGAGCUUGCGAGGCUCAAUCCCGCCUGGGCCGCCUUCCUCGUCGAGGCUUUGGCUUCCGGGGCUCUCGACACCGAGGAUCCCGCCGAGCGCAAGCACAAGGGCAUCCGGACUAACCCGGACGGAGACGUGGACCUGCCGGGCGCGCCAUACACCACUUUUAGAUACCCGGCCUGCCCGCAUUGCCUCGCGAAGCCACCUUCCACGCCUGAAGGCGCACGCCAUGUUGUCGAGGUGGACGCCGACGGUGCGUGGAAACCCACCAGCUCCGGGGGGAUCUUGAAGCCCGCCGUCGUCAUGUUCGGCGAGAGUAUUCCCGGCCAAGUCAAGACCGCCGCUGAGGAGGCUAUUGAUGGUGCUGGAAAGCUCCUCAUCCUGGGCACUUCGCUCGCCACGUACUCGGCGUGGCGACUAGCCAAGAAGGCGCUGGACCGCGGAAUGCCAAUCGCCAUCGUUAAUACAGGGGGCGUGCGAGGCGAGGAUCAGAUAUCCGCCUUGUCGGAUCCGGACCCAACAGGCACUCUGAGAGUCCGGACGGAAGUGUCCACCGAUGCCGUGCUCCCGGCGCUCGUCGAGCAGCUUCGGGAGCUGCCGAACGGGGCAUCCGGUUUGGACGGAACCUUGGGUACUUCCGCCGCAAAGCAAGGCGUGUUCAAGGACAUGCUGUCAUAA
Messenger RNA from Colletotrichum destructivum, 1200 nucleotides. Its product is annotated as Putative Sirtuin family, DHS-like NAD/FAD-binding domain superfamily. Bases 1 to 1200 code for a protein of 399 amino acids. Lineage: Eukaryota; Fungi; Ascomycota; Sordariomycetes; Glomerellales; Glomerellaceae. The record is from RefSeq and is a predicted model, not a curated record. Gene Ontology annotation, molecular function: NAD+ binding. The transcript has a single exon.